UCUCCUCACUUACUUAAAAAAGCAAUUGUAUAUCUCAAAAAAAAAACCAUAAAAUAAUUAUUAAAAAAAAUAAAGAAAAAAUAUAAUUUUAUAUUUUAAAAAAUGGAAGUGGAAAAUAUAGGAGAAAUGAAGAAAAUAGUGGUAGCAGUAGAUGAGAGUGAAGAGAGCAUGUAUGCUUUAUCAUGGUGUCUAAACAAUGUUGUUUCAGUUUCACAUCAAAAUUCAGUUUCUCCAACUCUUGUUCUUCUCUAUGUCAAGCCCUCUCCUCCUGCUAAUUACUCUGCUUUUGAUGUUGCUGGGUACUUGUUUGGAAAUGAUGUAGUAGCAGAUUUGGAAGAUUACUCUAGGAAGCUUGUUGAUUCAGUCAUGUCUAAAGCCCAAGAAGUUUGUAUGAAGUCCAACAUCGAUAUUAAGGUAGAAAAGAAAGUUGGAAGUGGAGAUGCCAAAAAUGUGAUUUGUGGGACAGUUGAAAAAUUAGGGGCUGACAUGCUAGUUAUGGGAAGCCAUGGUUAUGGAUUUUUAAAGAGGACUCUUCUGGGAAGCGUAAGUUAUGACUGUGCGAAACGAGUAAAGUGUCCCAUGGUAGUUGUGAAGCAUCCAAGGAACGUUUUAUGAAUUCUCCGAUCCUCGUUUUUUCGAUCUUUUAAGUUGUUUAAAGAUCUUUUUCACAACUAGAAUGUUACACACCCCACCUUUAAUUACGAACUUGUAGAAUAGUGUAUUAAUGAUGAUGUAGUUUUGAAUUUUUGAUCGGACAAGCAAAUGUUGUACUAGUACAUUUUACAUGUACAUAUAGUUGUAUGUGUUGUCUCUUUGGACGAAAUUUUCACCGAUCAAAGUUCAAUUAUAUUUUUGA
Spinacia oleracea (spinach) is the source of this 856-nucleotide messenger RNA. RefSeq names its product universal stress protein PHOS32. Bases 103 to 615 code for a protein of 170 amino acids. The record is from RefSeq and is a predicted model, not a curated record. The transcript is spliced from 4 exons. NCBI's taxonomy places the organism in Eukaryota, Viridiplantae, Streptophyta, Magnoliopsida, Caryophyllales, Amaranthaceae.